Molecule: messenger RNA, 1215 nt
Organism: Aspergillus nomiae NRRL 13137
Lineage: Eukaryota; Fungi; Ascomycota; Eurotiomycetes; Eurotiales; Aspergillaceae
Product: iron-containing alcohol dehydrogenase
Exons: 5
Coding region: 1-1215 (404 amino acids)
Cellular component (GO): mitochondrion
Molecular function (GO): metal ion binding; alcohol dehydrogenase (NAD+) activity
Source: RefSeq, a predicted model, not a curated record
AUGACACGCAACGAAAUUGUUCAACCAUUUCGGUGCGAUGAAGCACUGCCAAUCGUUACGUGGAACAUUCCAUACGAUGAAGCGUGUGACAAUCACAUCUCCAGAACACUGGACUGUUCACGGCCUUUCCUCAUCAUCUCCCGCUCCAUGAGUAGCACCACCGAUGCGGUUGACAGGAUCAGCAAGGCACUGUCGAGCUCUCACAUCGCAGGGAUCCAUAGAGGCAUGAAGCCCCAUACCUGGUAUUCUGAAGUUCUGGAAAUCAGCAAAGAGAUCGAACAAUCCGGGGCAGACUCUGUGAUUACCAUUGGGGGCGGUAGUAUUAUUGACGGAGCAAAGGCUGCAGUUUUCGCUGUUUCAAAUGCGGUGGAUACCAUGCAAAAAAUGGACGAUUUAUUCAGAAUGAGCCACGAGCGUCUUACACGCGCGGAUGGUUCAAGCUGCCCUGGAGUCUUGAGCUCAGAGCUAGGCUUAAAGCCGUCAGCAAUACCGAUAGUAACUGUCUCGACGACUUUAUCGGGCGGAGAGUAUAACCAUGUUGGUGGGGCUAGUAACGAUCUCACUAAGCUCAAGCAGCUUUUUGUUGAUCCUGCACUGUCAGGGCCUCGCGUGAUUGUCCUGGACCCGGUUUUGACUCUGGGUGUCCCUCAACAAGUAUGGCUUUCAACCGGCAUGAGGGCCAUUGAUCAUUCCGGGCUGAAACUCUUGAUACCUGCGUUGCUACGCACCGCGAAGGACCCUAAAGAUCUCGACGCUCGCCUUGCCGCUCAGCGCGGGGCAUGUGAGAGUAUGAAGGGACUAUGUGUUUACCGAACGCCUCUAGGCGCAUCUCACGGCAUUGGACAUCAACUUGGCCCCUUUGGAGUGCCACAUGCAGAAACCAGCUGUAUCCUGCUCCCCGCCGUGCUGAAGUAUAACUAUUCGGCAAACUACGAAAGGCAGGCCAAGCUUUUCGCUAUAAUGUGGGAGGACACAGUGGUGUCCGAGGUCCUGCGAAAACAUUCGCUCUCUCCAGGUUCAAGUGAUCUUGGGGAUCUGUUGGAUGCGAUUAUCUGCGAGCUCGAGCUGCCGCGCAGCUUGAGGGGAUAUAGAAUAGGAAAGGAUCAGCUGCGGUCCAUUGCAAAAAAUAGCUUGAAGGACGCUAUGUGCAGGACCAACCCCAUUCCUAUCACCACCGAGGAACAGGUUAUGGCCAUUCUAGAGAAAUGCUUCUAA